Molecule: messenger RNA, 1859 nt
Organism: Podospora pseudopauciseta
Lineage: Eukaryota; Fungi; Ascomycota; Sordariomycetes; Sordariales; Podosporaceae
Exons: 2
Coding region: 1-1734 (577 amino acids)
Molecular function (GO): protein binding
Source: RefSeq, a predicted model, not a curated record
AUGCCUUGCCAAUCGCCACUCCCUCGUCAAAGGCAGCAAGCAGCCCCUCUGCUCAACGGGCAGGCAACAGAGGUGGGGCACGACAGGUUUCCCAACAUCCACCACCGAAAGCUCGGGUUCAAAGCAACAGCCACUUUCACUCACUCUGAUCAUUUAGGACCCCAAUAUUCUAUUCAAGGGCCGCUACCUGACUUUGGACGAUUCCGAGCAUCAUACAAGCUCGACUAUCAUUGCUGCACCAUGAGCGGUGCUUCUUGCUUCUGCGCCAUCUGUGGGGGCCCGUUUGGGGACAUUGUCUUCAGCCCACCCCAUCCAGAUGACCAGCCCGGGUCAGAUGACGAGAAUGAUGACUGGAACGGAUCAACAACCCAGUCAGACGUUGCUUGGAGCGGCCCCGAGGAUGACUCUGACGACGACGACGACCAAUCCCAAAAUCAAGAUUCGAUUGAUACCGACGGCAACUCACACACGAGUGAGCAUGCGGCCAUUGAGGUCUCUGACGAUAUGGAGGAGGACGAGGCCACCCACCCCGAAGAUCAGGAGGAUUUUUCCGAGUCUGGUGAAAGCAAUCAGGAAGAAGCCGAGAUUGGUUUCGACGAUAUGGCCCCAAGUGAGGGCUCGAUCCAGAGUGAAGAUGAGGAAGCGCUUGAGUUUAACGAGUUUCGUUUUGAUGAUAUUCACUGGUCCGAAGUGCCAGGAACCGGAUACGAUCGAAAGAUCUUGAGGCCUCGCCAUGCUCACUGGAUCAUGACUGUAUAUGCCCUAGGUUGCAACGUGGAGGCACCGGGCCCAUCCAAAUGCUAUUUAUCUGGCCGGGGCGUGGCCGAUUGGCACCUGGGCACGGUAACGUUCACACCAGGACCAAUCCGUCUUCGUGACCUCAACUAUCCGCGUACCCGGGGCCGCCGUCGAUCUCGUCUAGAUGUUGUCACCUACAUUGACUCUACGUUUAGAGACUCGAUAAAUUGGGUGUAUCCAGUACACAUGCCCUGUCUCAAAACUCUUUGCCAGGUCCUGACCGGCCAACCUGACCCCUACGGAAGUUCAAAGCUGGACAAGGAUGCAUUAUUCUUUGCCAUGAACAAGUUGUCCGACUGGGCAGGGGGAGCGCUGAAUAUCACAUAUUUUAAAGACCGGCCACUGAUUCCAGAGUACUGGGAAUCUCUACCGGGAAACGAGUACAUCCACGCCAAUCCUUUCUCCACGGACUGUCCCCAUCGCGAUCAGGUUUUGGCUCUUGUUUCAAACGCCAUCAAGACCUCCCAAGACAGCAAGUAUCUCUUGGACGACCUCACCGACAAGGUAAAAUCCGACCGCUUCAACAUCCUACCUUACGAUUUGAUCCACAUAAUUUCAUGCUUGCUGCCUGACCGGGAUUUGUUCUCGCUUUGUUGUGCGUCUUACAUCGUCCACAAGAACCUUGAGGAGAAUGAGAACUUUUGGCGUUAUCGUCUGGCGAAGAUAUCGAUGCCUUGGUUUGAUGAGGCAUUGGAAGUCUUGUCGUCCCCUGGCAAUGAGGAUGUGUUGCAAGCCAAAUAUUGGAAGGGGCUUCUACGUACCCUGCAGAAGCUGCUUGCCUCUAAGAAAUUGGGCAAGCAAGGCCCACUAAUGGGCGUGUAUAAUCGAAGGAGGAUCUGGGCGUGUUGCCAGCGCAUUGCGAGGGAGUACUUUGAGAAGGUGAGGGAACUGAGAGAAAGGGGGGUUGAGGCGGUGAUUGCGGAUAUUGAGAAGUAGGCCCUUGAAGAUAGCAAACAGACCUUCAAGGUAGCGAAUAGGUAUUAAACAUGUAUUUUAGGCCUUCAGCGAUAGUCAAAAGCUUGAAAAAAAGAAAGAGGAUUUUUCCAUCUUAUUUUACCCCC